UUCCUGUCGUUUCGAGAUCCCUCCCUCCCCCCCUUGUCCACCCUUGACCUAUUUUGUGCAGGUUUGAAGAAGAGGACGCUGCUGCUGCUGUCCCCAUGUUUUCGAAGACUGGAGCUGGAAAAGCUGGCGUCGUCUACCCGGCGACUCGGUGCUAAAAACCAGAUACUUUGACUCCGGUAAAAACCGUUUCGAAAAAUCAAAGCUGCGCAAAAUAACGGUCAGGUGGGCGGACCUAGUGAAACGGCAGUAAAGACGCUGACUGACAGACUUUAGUAAAGCUAGUUUUUGUUUAUUCUUUUAACUGGUGGGUCCAACAGGUGAAUGACGGCAACAUCCCGGGAACACAAGGACCACGGAGUGACGAAAUUUUAAAGGAAUGAUGACCCGUCCAAAGUUGGCUGGGACAGCCAAUGUCUCGGUCCUGGUUGUCCUCGUACUGUGCGGCAUAGCGGAGUUAUCUGAGGCCCUUACCUGCACUUACAUUCUCCCUGACUGCGAAGGACCAAACUGCGAAGAGAAAACCGAAUGCGUUCACGGCUACUGCGAUGUUCUCGGACAGUGCCAGUGUGAUUUUUGCUACAAGGGGGAGUCAUGCUCGGACUACGAUGAUCUAUAUAGGCCUAGAUUUCCGAUUCGUGAGGACACUGUCCUUUACACCGUCGGAUCCCCAGAUCCCGUGUACAAGGCCCACGCCGAAGACGAUGACCGCGGACUGACGUGCCCCCUCGACUUCGACGUGGAGUGCCCCUGCGCCCAGAUCACCUACAGCCUCCUGGACAGCUGGAACUCGACGUCGCUCCUGUUUGAGAUCAGCCCGUCGUCCGGGCAUGUGUACGUCAAGGAGGGCAUCGUCCUGGAAGAAGGGAGCUACCACCAGCUGAUGAUCGUGGCAUCGAGUCCACGAGACCCAUCGAACGAGGAUGUGCUGAAGCUGACCAUAAUGGUCCACACGACAGAUUCCAUGGACGAACUUCUGAAGAAGGGGAGUCUUUCGAAAAAAUCACUUGCAGGAAACCGAGAUUUGAUUGAGAAACCUCUUGGUGAUGAUUUGGACGAAGGAGCACCGGAAGGAGCGAUGAAGACCCUCAUCAGGAAGAAGAGAUUGUCUGCAGGCGCUGACAACGACAAGGGCGCAUCGAAGCUGACACUCACCGAGAAGACGACCCCUCCGGCCACCCUUCAGCCUGGAAACAGCAUCGAUUACGAACUGAAGAUCAUCUUGCCCACCCUGUCUACUGCCAUGGACCUCGUCGUCGAGAUCUUCGUCAUGGACGUCGUCAGCGGAGAGACUCCGUUCGCCCUAUGCGUGCCCACGCUCGUUUCGGUCGGUUCCAAGAUAUCAGACUCCAACGGCGCUGCCUUGAACGUGGCUGAUCUGAACAAUGGCGUGAAUAAAGUGAAAAACGCCAAAUUCGGAACUUUCUACGACCGCGCCGUCUUCGACUUCGGGAAGGUGAAGAACUCGGACACCGUUGGAGACGGGACGACCAACACUGCCGACAGCGAAAUCACCAUCACAUUCACUGCAGUCGUCAUCAAGAAUGCAGCCUACCUGAACAACACAGUGACCGUCACGGCAGGAGCCGAGUACGACCAGGAAAAAUACGUGUGGGUCAGCCAGGCGUCUCACCCAGUGAACAUGGCACCCACCGUCGCCUACGACUCACUCGUCACGAUGACUAAGGAAGGAGCUUCUACGUCAGUAGCGCAAUGGGCCGGCGCUACCUUUGUCGUGGACGCUUUUAUUGCUAAUCCGUUCGGUACAGUCUCCUUCGAGGCGUUCACUGGAAAUUUGAUCCACGACAAGUUUACCGUGUCGCAAGUACAAAUGCUGAGCAAAGGCUCGACCUGGUCUUGUACGCUGGACGAGGCCACCACCGUGACCUACAAAAAGAGCGCCACCGGCCGGACCAAUCACCGGGCAGUGAUAGCAAGCCCCCUGAUAUCGAAGAGCCUCGAUUACGGUAAUCUCGCCGACGCUACUGUCAACACAAUAUUUAAGGUGUCUUAUGCGUUCAGCAUCUUCGUGAUGGACGCCUUGCCGGGAGAAACCAUAUCCGUGGCGGCUGGACUGAUUAUAGAUUCCACCAACAUCUGGACAGCUUCCGUCAACCUCACCGUCACGGCUGGAGUUGCUGCUCCCACUUCGACGGCUCCGACCGCCUUCGUAUACGAGCCUGUUAGCUCCACGCUCGUCGCACCGGGAGGGACGGUCACGUACGGUGCGAAACUCACGAUACCGAGUGGCGCUAAUUCCUUGGUGGACUGUUCCAUUCCUGGCGACGCUGCUAAUUACGUGUGUGGUGUCAACUAUGGCGCCGUGGGCAAGAACAUCGCCUACAUUCCAGACCUGACCAAUAUUGUUGUGUACGAUGGGGCGGGAGCAGCAACUUUCCAAGUGAACAUCAACUCCACCGGAGCAGGAGUAAACACCAUAGUAUUUGAGGUGUCAUUGCAUUACCCGACCGGUAGCCCCACAUCCGUCACGAUGACUUGCAACGGGAUGACAAUAUCCCUGGCUGCAACAGCAACGACUGUCCAACCGGGAGACGUGACGGGGGAAACAGCCAGCCUGGUCGCGGGAACGAACCUCAACUGGUAUCUCGGAUCCCAGGGCGGCAUCCUCGUUACUCUGAGGUUCCCAAAAAAUGGUACCCCAUACAAAAAGCUGAUCCUGGAAACCGCCGGCGACCUGGAGGUGACAGGCUGGGGAGCACAAGUGUGCAAGGCUGAGGUAGUCAGUGCAGGCAGAGCCGUGCCUUGCAUUGCAGGUCAGAGCGGUGCAAUCAACGAUGCGGUUGUCCUUCAGAAGGCGAGAACCGAUUCACUCUUCAACGACAGCUUCCAAAUGGACCUCGGGUCAGCUUGUGGCGUCAACAGGCUCAGUGGAUACACUUCAGACUACGAAGUGCGUCUCAGGUUCAUAUAUCAAAUUCCUCUGGGACAAACCUUGCCUGCAAGUACGAACUUCAACGUGAGCGUGGGAGUGAGUCUCGAUGACACACUCAUCUGGACCGGGUGGAAUCCCAUAGUAGCAGCUGCUGGAGCACCGGCCACCGCGGAUGCCAAAGUACCCAUUUUCGUCUUUCUUGACCCUUUGGCCCAGACGGUCGUUCCGGGCGUGCCCACUAUGAUAAAGAUGAACUUGAAACUUCACCCGCAGACAGUGGGUGUUUACAAAAUUAAUGUAGCUACCAGCAACGUUGCCGCCUUACUUAUUUGCAGAGUAUAUAUUCUGGGUGUAGGCAACAACUUCCCUUGCGUGGACCCUGAACCUUAUGGCAAGCAUUUAGACCCUCUGCAAACAACAAAAAUUAUCCACAACCCUGCCAACUGGGGACUGAGCGUUGACAUUGACUUCGGAACAUUGAGGAACAUAGGCCAAGGCACCAUCUUUUCCGACCUCAUCGCUGACGAUGACACCAUCUCCCUGGGGAUCAUGGUGCGCGGGGUGGUUCCUGGUGCUGCAACCCUUACUGCCAUACUCACGAAUACGGGGACAACUACCACAUUACAAAGAGCAUCACGGUUGCUGGUGCUGAUCCUUCUAACAGUCGGCGCCCUGACGGCUUCUGUCGCCGGGACUGACGGCACCAACGCUGCAUUUGACGGGGUCAUGAAGAUGGUGGACAUCAAACUGACCUUCCCAGACGGGUACGGCCAUCUGGUCAAGAUCAAGAUUAUCAAUACCCAACUCCUUGACAUCAGCCUCUGCUUCGGAGGACUCUUCGAGGUUGGGAAGAACCUGCCGUGCGUCGUUCCUCCUCUGACAGUUGCCAUGAAGAAUGCAACACUCGUAGACGAGACGGUAACCAUCGACCUUUUCCAAGUUUGUCACAGCAAGAUUUCGCCACUGGCUGUUGAUAAUCAGCUCAUCGCGCGCUUCGGAGUCAUGUUCAUAGACGGCGGCGCCAGCUCUGCCACUCUCUCCGUCAUCGUCACCCAGGGCACGACGGAUCUAGCGCCCAUUUCUUACACGGUCACGAAAUCGGCGACGGCUUACACGCCCACGCUCGCCACGACUGGCAUGAAACUGGAACUCUUGGACAACACCACCACGACUGUGACCCAGGGUCAGAGGGUGAAGGUCGGUUUUGCCUUUACCACAGCGAAGUUUGCCACGCUGCCCGUUGAGAUUGGCAUCAUGACGCCAUCAGAUGCUGGCCGGGCUUAUGUCACCGUCCACGGAUUCAACUUCCGCGUCGGCGGCGGCAAGAACGUGGGCUGCCUCUUAGACAACUGUCUGCUCUACAAGGCGACGAUCAUCCAGAAUUCGUCCUUCGUCAUCCCGAUGAUCCAUACCUCUCAGACGGACACCCUCGUGGCCAACCUUAAGUACAUCACUAAUCACGGAAUGACCCACUUACAUAAUUGUGCCAAAACCGAGGACGACCAAAUGUGGGUCGAGGCCGACCUCCUCAUCGCGGACCACACCAACUCCACGGCCAGCGGAAACAUCUUCACCAUCAGCUUCGCUGUGAAGGCUGGGAACAUGAUUUUCGUCACUGAAAAAGACCUCGUCCUCUCCCGCACUGGAGCCGAGAAGAUAACGGUUGCCACCGAGCUGGAGGUGACGGAGGACAUCACUCUCCCGUUUAAUCCACUAGCCCAGAUAAGCUUCUCCGGCCGCAUACACCACGACAUGAAUGUCUCUCAAGAGGAGGCCAACAGCGCCAAAUUGAGGCUCUACCUGCCGAAGUACCUGGGCCUCGUCAACAACACCGCCCUCACCAUCCCUCUGGAUCUGUGGGAUUCCAACAUUGCAGGGGUCGUCACCGCCACCAAUUACAUCGAUUUCGACAUCUUGCACUUGUUCUUCACCGAUCAACUUGAGGUAAACUUCACACUGACAGUCGAUCCUACCGGCAUCCUGCCAAAAGGCUUAGGUGUAGUGAACACUACCGUCAUCAUGAGACUAGUGUGUGUCACGAAAAACGAUGCUACCGUCAGAUACUGCAGCAACACUUCCCACGUUAUGUUCCAAAUCAAUGGACCCGAUUGCUUUGAUCCCUUGGGACUGGCCACCAUGCAGGACUGCCAAUUGAGUGCGUCGACUGCCAUCGAUGCCAACACUGCACCUGCUAAGGCAAAGAAAGGGUCUGGAGGAGGUUGGUCACCUGCUGUUCGCACGGGCACUGGUUGGGUGCACUACAUUACUGUAGAUUUCCUCAAAAAGACGAGGGUCACAAAGAUCCAAUUUGAGCCUGUCACUGCAACGAGGAAAGUCACGCAAUUCAAAAUGCAAUAUUCCCACAGUGGGAAAUACUUCUCCGACGCCUGCCCCGACAUCAUAACCGUGGUGAGCAACGUAGCCCAGCUCCCUCUGCAGUGUAGGUUCGAAGCGCGUUUCGGCCGGAUUCUCAUCGUGGCGGCCGACGGGACGGAGGGCCAGGCACCCAUUGGCGUCAGGUUCGAGUGGUACGGGUGUCCCAUCGAGCAAGUCAACUCCACGUGCGAUACGUCAACGACAACUCCGAUGACAGACACGACCAAGGGUUGGCGACAUGUUGCCCACGACUCUGUCAACAACAUUAUCUAUUUUUGCGACUUCAUCCCGAAGAAACAAAGGGUUCAGUGCUACUCUUCUAAAGACGGAGCCGUUUGGAAUGCCUUGCCCAGCUACAUCGGACGCCUGGUCGGCUUCGACGCGGCCACCGGGAAGAUGUACGCCAGGGACCGGAAGGAGCGGGCGAUGGUCUCCAGCAACGACGGCAUUAACUGGGGGAUCAUAGAUUCGGCUGCUGCAGGCCCUCUGGAGACAACCAUUGCCGCUUCGACUGGAAAGGCCUUGCCAGUGCCUGGGAAAGUGGCCGCUAUGCUGAGUCCGGUGGUGUUCGGAGCCUGGUCAGCUGACUACACUGGGAUUUCCCUCAGCGGCGCGUACAAAGCCAAAUGGGCUACCUGCUGCAGCUAAGAGCAUCAUCCUUCCUUCCUUCCCUGCGGCAACCGGUUUUUGACGCGCGAGAGGCCGCCUGCUGACAUAAGGCCAGCUGCAAACAACAAUCUCUCUCUCUCUCUUUUUGACGUAUUUUCAGAACUAAGUCGGUUCAUGUCCCCCACGUAAAGUGACACUCACGUCUAAAGGAUAAUAUUAUACCCUACACUCAGUCAUAUUGUAGUACAUUUAAUAUCAACCACUACUUUCCAUUUCGCUUUUGAAGAUUUCUUGGAAUGUCAAGACUUUAUCAUCCUCGCCUGUCUUUUGGCGAAGUGUUUAAGAAACUUAAGUCCAGAAACACUUGCAUUUUUACAGAAGUUCUUUUGUAGCUGGAUUCCAUAUUAAAUGAGCAAAAGUAGUAUUAACUGCUCAUAAUUAUAUUUAUGUAAUAGUUCACCGUCAAAUAAGCAGUCGGUUAAACGUAGAAGCCAGAUACUAUGAAGAUUUUAACUUCUUGUGGAGAAAGUUUCAAAUUAUUAAAUUUGAAAAUAUAUUUCCAAGUUAUAAUUCUUGUCAGUCAUCGUUUUUUUUACAGUUAACCUGCACUGAUAUACCGGACACAUGUACCGUAUUCAUCUAUAGAAGACGAACAGUAGAUCGCAAUUGUAUUUAUAAUCUUGGUUGUUGUUUGUGAAUCUUAUACAGCAUCAUUCUUUAACCAGUACAAAUAAAUUAUGGCAUAUUUAACAUCUGGUUCUCUCUCUCUCUCUCUCUCUCUCUCUCUCUCUGAAAAUACGUUACAUUUAAGCAUUCUUCAUGUUAUAUUAUUUUUAAAAUACUUGAAAUAUACUGGUUUUUUAUCUUUAGAUGUGAGUAAAGAUGCCAAUUAUUUAUCUAAAGUAUUGCUAACACACUGUGUAAGGUAUUAAAUGUUGUACAUUGUCGUAGAUUAUGCAGUAAUGCGAUUGCUCUCGUGCAAGAUUGAGUACCGGUCAUGCAUUUCAUAGUAUACAAUUCGUUAGGCCAAUGGUAAAUAUAUAUGAACUACACAAUAUACUUUGUAAAGCAUCCACGAAUCGGCAACCACGGAUUUGUUUUUAAUAUUCCGUGCUCGAAAAUAUAACUUCACUGUAGCCAUCAUUAGUAGAUUAACUGUCCAUUUCUGGAAUAGUUUGAUGUGUCUUUUUCUGAAAACUAAAAUCAUCCUAUAUAUAUUCAGGUGCUAACUUAAAAGCAAGAUUAAAAUUGUCACUUACAAGAAUGUCAAGAACUGUAGUGCAAAGAUAUGCAAGUAAGAACAUGUAUUACUUGAACAUGUAUUACGCGUGGUCUACAAUAAAGUUUCAAUGGUUA
This is a messenger RNA of Macrobrachium nipponense, 7231 nucleotides long. RefSeq lists its product as uncharacterized. NCBI's taxonomy places the organism in Eukaryota, Metazoa, Arthropoda, Malacostraca, Decapoda, Palaemonidae. Gene Ontology annotation, biological process: homophilic cell-cell adhesion. The record is from RefSeq and is a predicted model, not a curated record. The transcript has 39 exons. Gene Ontology annotation, cellular component: membrane. Bases 377 to 5914 code for a protein of 1845 amino acids. Gene Ontology annotation, molecular function: calcium ion binding.